AAUGAUUAUAUAGACAUUUUCGUACGGGAAAGUCGUGUUCCAAACUUGAGCCCUUUAAUUUGGCUGUACUGCCGUGACCCAAGACACAGUUAUUGUUACACCGUGCACGAUUGGUUGCUUAGCGCCGUUGGCGGGGUACUUCAUUAAGAAACUUCGUUGAGUUUCGAUACAAACUGAAUACACCUCAAUUGCUUUCACGCCCAUCGACCAAUGAGGGAACAGUCAGGCCACCACUGUGAAGUUCGGCUACUAAUGCCCGCCCCCAUCCGUUCUCCCAGGACCGUUUACUAGGCGCUGUGAACAGAGGCAGCUGGUUCGCCGUCUAGAUUCCCACAACUAAAAGUCUAGCUCCCACAACUUGAGGACAUACACCCACUUGGAAUUAAUCACCAGAACCCAGAAUUGUAUGUCUCAUCCUUCACAAGGCCCCCUCUCGCCGAAGAACGAAACAAUGAUACCCCUUUUACUGAUUUGUUUGGUGUGGAGCCAUCUUCUGUCGCCGGUCAUAGCAUCUUGCCGAGAUGGGGGUCAGUUUGGGGGACCCCUCUGCUGCCAGGGUAAGGAUAUCAAUUGCGUGGCAGAGGGGUAUAGAGUCAACUCGCCCUACUACCACGAGACCUGCUUUUGCGACAAGGCGUGCGUGGAUAACGGGGACUGCUGCUCCGAUUACGAAUCGGCCUGUCCGGCUGUGGAUUGCGAGGUCUCCUCGUGGAGUUAUUGGAGCGGCUGCAGUGUGUUGUGUGGCAUCGGCGUCAGCGAGCGGAGGCGCUACAAGAUUAAGGACCCUGAGAAUGCAGGGGAGCAGUGUCCCCCGUUUCGACAAAUGAGGGCCUGCCUAGCAAGUUUCUGUGAAUCUAACGAGAUCCCUGCUAAUGGUAUCGCACUCGUCCUUCCAUACUCCUACAAUGCAAGAAGGGACGAUCCAGAUUUGAAUCUCAUGAAGAAUUUUCUCAUUAGUCUGGGCCAAUACAAACCCUUUGACAGUUACUGCGUUUACUUCAAGGUGACAGGGAGGAACAAGAGCUGUCGCUCGAACCGAAGUAGCGUGUGGGCAAACUUUAAAAAAGGUACGCUAGUGUGCGUGGAAUGUAACCAACCAGCCUUUAAUGAUGAGGGACGGUGUCGCGGAGAAGGCGAGGAAGGGAAGAGGACCCGCUGGUCCUCGGUGGAUCAACCUAAAUGCCGGGGUCGUUGGGUUCAGACAUCGGUACAGGCCAAGUGCAAGUGCAAUACGGGCUCGGAUUUAAUAUUUGUUUGAACCUCAAAAUCUCCCAGUUGGGCCCACUGAGACAGUUCGGUACUAUUCUAACUGUGCAUGCCAAAAUUUGAAGCGCGUCCGAGGUCAUUAGGGAACAGCAAUACGCGCGCGUCACCAGCGAGGCCAUACGCCAACCGAUGUGCGUACUUUGUUCUCCAAUGGCCAGGGCUUAUUGAAAUACCCAACUGGCUCAUUUCACAGGGCUGCACAGCAGCAAAUGUCGCCAAACAAUCUUCUGUGCUCAGAAAUGAAUAUGCCAGGAGUCAGUCACAUGAGAUGCACAUGCUAUUGUAUCUUGGUUGGUAAUCUGCCUUAGCUAUCAAAAUGUUUUCUUUGAUUGGCAAAAUUUUGUACUGCUCUGUGAAACAAGCCAUCCAUUGGGGGAAUUCACCAUGAAAUUGCUGCUCAGUAGUGUGUUCUUUGGAAGAUAAAAGGUCCAUCCAAUGUAUUCCUUAUAAUACAGUCUGUCAAAGUGCAUUUUGUUUCUCAUUUAAAUUAUCCUCAUUCAAAAUUUUCACUUUUGCUUUAAGGCGUUUUGGUGCCAUGUAGUUUUUUUACCCAAAUCACAGAUUUGCAUAUUCAUUGGCAACAGUGUAUUAUGACAUUCAAUGAAGACACGCAAGAUUGGCCACAUCUUGAAUAUUUUGCCGUCUUAAAUUUUGUUUUUGGUGACUCGUUUUUGUUUCAUUACACGACAGAAGGCCAAUAAGCAAAGUUUUUUGACAAAUUUGGGGUUCCCAGUAGAGACGUAUCUGGGGUACCAUUUGCAGGGGGCACUUGGGGGAGGGGAUCUCAUUUCUGGAGGGGGCGCUCAAUGGGUUUAGCUACACUUCAUACACUGAAGCACACCAUCACCUCUACUGGGGGGGGGGCAAAGGCCUCGAGUCAGGGGGAGGGGGCCGAUGCCCCAUAGUUACGCCACUGGUUCCUAAUUUAAACAGGAAACCCCCUAAUAAACACAUUCCUUCAAUGACAACACUGCAACAGUGCCCUCAUCGGUCAAGAAAGCAUGGAAAAUGUUUAAAAGGGUAAUUUUCAAUAAAACGUCAAUCCAAAGGGCCUCUCAAACAGCAUUCAAAGAGGAAAAAUUGCAAAAACAAACCCAAAAUACAGUUCAUGUUAUAUAAACCUUUAAAGCUUUCUUAACUUG
Messenger RNA from Acanthaster planci (crown-of-thorns starfish), 2408 nucleotides. Its product is annotated as somatomedin-B and thrombospondin type-1 domain-containing protein-like. The record is from RefSeq and is a predicted model, not a curated record. NCBI's taxonomy places the organism in Eukaryota, Metazoa, Echinodermata, Asteroidea, Valvatida, Acanthasteridae.